This is a messenger RNA of Naegleria fowleri, 372 nucleotides long. RefSeq lists its product as uncharacterized. Bases 1 to 372 code for a protein of 123 amino acids. Gene Ontology annotation, molecular function: L-alanine:2-oxoglutarate transaminase activity; pyridoxal phosphate binding. The record is from RefSeq and is a predicted model, not a curated record. Gene Ontology annotation, biological process: biosynthetic process. The transcript has a single exon. NCBI's taxonomy places the organism in Eukaryota, Heterolobosea, Eutetramitea, Acrasida, Naegleriidae.
AUGAUUCCAAUUCCUCAAUAUCCAUUGUAUUCGGCCACUAUUGAUUUGUGUGGUGGUUCUCAAGUUCCAUACUAUUUGGAGGAAGAGAGUGGAUGGGGAUUGACCAUGCCAGAAUUGGAGAGAGCCUAUGAAGAAGCAACCAAGAAGGGACAAAAUGUGAGAGCUUUGGUGAUUAUUAAUCCUGGUAAUCCAACUGGACAAGUCUUGGAGAGAUCUCACAUGGAACAGGUCAUUCAAUUUUGUCUCAAGAAGGGAGUAGUCUUGUUGGCUGACGAGGUCUAUCAAGAAAACAAUUAUACCAAUGGAAAGAAACCAUUCUAUAGCUUUAACAAGAUUGCCUAUGAGAUGGGAGUUGAAAACAAUUGGAAAUGA